Messenger RNA from Lonchura striata (white-rumped munia), 1027 nucleotides. The record is from RefSeq and is a predicted model, not a curated record. Lineage: Eukaryota; Metazoa; Chordata; Aves; Passeriformes; Estrildidae.
AUGCUGGUGCUGGUGGGACUGGCGCUGUUCCUUGUGCCUGCAGAACCCCUGACUGCCUUCCCCCCGAAGUUCCAGGUGGGGAAGCUCAACCAGGACGUGGUGGUGAGAUGUGACACUUCAGAGCAGCACAUCUACUGGACACUGAACGGGGAGGAGGAACCUAUGGCUGAACUGGUGCCUGAGGGCCAGAAGCUCACCAUUGUCGGCUUGGACCUGCCAGCCACGGGCAACUACAGCUGCUGGGCUGGCCCUGGUCACCUGCUGGACACCACCUACGUGGUGGUCAGCAACACCCGCGAGGAGGAGAUCAACGUGUCCUGCCAGGCUGAGUCCUACAACGGCUCCUUCCACUGCUCCUGGCCCGGGCCCCCCUCUGCCGUCUUCCGUGCCCGCCUCCUACGCAACGAUGGUUCCGUGGGACCGUGGGUACCGGUGGCCAGUGCCCGGGGCCUGUUCAACACCAGUCUGGCAGACGCCUUGUUCUGCCCCUUUGGAGAGGAGCUGCACCCACUCCAGCUGCACCUGGAGGGGCUCUCAGACACCUCCUACCUCAACCUCUCCAAGCACUUCUUCCUCCGCGACAUUGUGCGUCCUGAUCCGCCCCAGAAGCUGAUCCUGCAGCAGCGAGGGGAGCAGCUGCACCUGGCCUGGGCUCCCCCGGCCUCCUGGCCGCUCCCCAAGUCCUACUUUGCACUGCUCUACCAUCUAGAGUACGAGCUCCACAACGGCACCCAGGUAACAGGGGUGAUCUCUGCCCAGGGGGACCCUGCACAGGCUACCCCAUGUGCCCAGCCUGCCCCGUGCCCACCCUGUGCUGCUUCCCUUCCUGGGGUGCUGAGUUGUCACCCCCGGCUGUCACCUCUGCUCCCCGCGGCGCUGCCAGGCUCAGGGGGUGCUGGUGUCCCCCUCCCCGAGGGUCUCCCUAGACCACGCCCUGCCCCCUUUGCAGGUUGAGCAGUUCGUGGAGGGUGCGGAGGAGACGCCGGUGCCGGCGGGAGCGGGGUGGGUGCGGAUCAGCUGCCGGGAC